AACAAAACUGCACAACCAAAACGGCGUGGUACUUGUUAGCACCCCUGGUUGCUAUGGUUGGACUUAUCUUGGUCCCCAUUUCGGCGUUCAUAGUCAGAAUUGACGAUGGCAUAAAUGUGUACUGUUCGAACAAAAAUGGAAUCGUCGAGAAUAUGGUGGGAGUUGUGGGCAUUCCGCCGAUCUUGGUUGUGUCGGUGGCGACUCUGGCUCUGCUGUAUAUCAUUCAUGGGCGCAACAAGAAAUCAAACAACGCAACUGACGAUAAAGAGGUAAUUCUGGCUCUCACUGGCACUUCAGCUUUGUAUGCCGUGUUCGGGAUCAUUUCGAACGGCUUCAUUUUCUUCGCCUACUGGAUGGUGGAUGCGGAUUCCGUGAACGAGCACAUUGUCUUCAUGUCUAUUGGCCAGCUGGUCAACACUCUGGGAAUAAUCUCGAGAAGUCCAAUUCUUCUACUCAUGAAGCCCAUGCGAGAUGCUUUCAAACGUGGCUUGAAACUCGCGCUCGGAAAUUGAACUUUCUACUGGGAAAAGUAACGCAUUGAAGAGAGAUUUUGAGGAAUCUACUUAACAAUUUCUCCAUUUUGC
Symsagittifera roscoffensis is the source of this 584-nucleotide messenger RNA. RefSeq lists its product as uncharacterized. The record is from RefSeq and is a predicted model, not a curated record. NCBI's taxonomy places the organism in Eukaryota, Metazoa, Xenacoelomorpha, Acoela, Convolutidae. The transcript is spliced from 2 exons. The coding region runs from base 54 to 512 and encodes 152 amino acids.